This is a messenger RNA of Linum tenue, 1526 nucleotides long. Lineage: Eukaryota; Viridiplantae; Streptophyta; Magnoliopsida; Malpighiales; Linaceae. The record is from the annotation of a GenBank genome assembly.
AAGACAACAGAAUCAGGUUAAAAAUCCAGAUGCGGUGAAUGAAGACAUCCGCUUCCCCCCAAAAAGGUCACAAGAGAGUUAGGCAGAGAAAGCUCUCAGCCAGGGCCGGCCAAUCAAUGGAGGGAUAUAUAAAGCUCCACCCAUCUAGCCUUCAAGCAGAGCCAUUCCAAAUCAACAGACCAUUUUUCAUCCCGUUCAAAAUACCACCAUCUCCAAUCACUUCCCGGCGCAGGAAAUCGCCGGAGAAAUGGACCAAAUCCAGCACAAGUUCGUCGAGGCCCAAGGACUGAAGCUCCACCUUGCCGAGAUCGGGACAGGUGACAAAGUGGUGAUCUGCCUCCACGGAUUCCCGGAGAUAUGGUACUCCUGGCGGCACCAGAUGAUCGCCCUCGCCGCCGCCGGGUACAGAGUGAUCGCCCCGGAUCACCGCGGGUACGGGUUGUCCGACUCGCCAGCCGAGCCCGAGAAGGCCAAGUUCGCCGACUUGAUCUCCGACAUCCGCUCCGUACUCGACUCCCUCGAUCUCCCUAAGGUGGUUAUCGUCGCGAAAGACUUCGGGGUCCUUCCGGCUUACUACUUCGCCCUUCUUCAUCCCGACAGAGUGCUCGGAGUCGUCACAAUAGGCGUGCCAUUCGUGCCGCCGGGUGCGAUCCAAUACCAUAAACAUCUGCCUGAAGGAUUCUACUUCACCAGGUGGAAGGAACCUGGAAGGGCAGAGGCUGAUUUCGGCCGUUUUGAUGCCAAGACGGUGGUGAGGAAAAUAUACACAAUGUUUGCGAAGAUGGAGGUCCCAAUAGCCAGUGAGGGAGAAGAGGUGCUGGAUCUUGUUGAUACAUCCACCACCCCUCUCCCAGCCUGGUUCACUGAGCAAGAUUUGGAGAUCUACGGAUCUUUGUAUCAGAAAUCUGGGUUUCUAACCGCACUCCAAGUUCCUUACAGAUCGUUUGAUGAAGAGUACGACAUGCCUGCCCUGGAAGUGAAGGUUCCGGCGAUGCUGAUCGCCGGCGAGAAGGAUUACGUUCUUUACUUCCCCGGGAUGGAAGAUUACAUAAGGAGCGGGAAGGUGAAAGACUUCGUCCCCGAUCUGGAGACCGUUUUCUUGCCGGAAGGGACGCAUUUCGUACAGGAGCAAUCGCCGGAGCAAGUGAACCAGCUCAUCCUGAAUUUCCUCAAAGCUAAAAUCUGGCAGUGAUAACCCUCGAUGACUCCCUAAAGAAUAAAACUCUGGUGGCAAAGAACAAUUUUGCAAAUGGAAGACUCGAUUAUUUUCCACAACAUCUACCCAAAUUUGUAUCUUUGAAAGGGCCUUUUAUUGUUAUGGGUUUAAACAUGGAGUUUGCGACGCUUGUUUCCUUUCUACGUCCCGUUUGAACUAUAUUUGCAUUUUAGAAGACUGUUUGUACCUUGUUCGCCGAAUCACUGAGCUUUUACUCUUUACUCCGAACGAAAGGCGUACCUGUGGACAAUAUAGAGUGACGACGUUGAUAAAGAGAGAAGGGAAAGAAACCCCAAUUUCCUUGUCUCCG